AUGUCGUACUUCACCGCAUGGAUUGCUUCGCUGAUAUUGAUCGGAUCUGUUUGGUCACAGGUUAGAUAUCUUCCACAACAAGAUGGAUAUCCUUCCCCAAGAUUUGGCUUUGGUUUUCUUGAGCCGUUACGAAAGAAAUAUUGUACCGAUUAUUGCAAAUCUGCUGACUCGGUCUACAUAACAAAUCUUGCCUGCGCUAUAAAGUGUCCUGAACUAUAUUUGCCUUAUCUUACUACGACAACGUCGCUACCAACUAAUGUAAACAUUACAAAUUCGUCAUCACUAAUGGGUCCACAAAAUCUGCAAGAAUCCGUACGACAACUCGAUAUAUCACCUUAUGGCCAUGGGAAAGCAAUCUGCAAUAAAACAAACUCUGCGAUCAGAAUGCACGCAAGUUUUGAAGCUGUCUGCGUGGGAGAAUAG
This is a messenger RNA of Dufourea novaeangliae, 423 nucleotides long. RefSeq lists its product as uncharacterized. NCBI's taxonomy places the organism in Eukaryota, Metazoa, Arthropoda, Insecta, Hymenoptera, Halictidae. The transcript has 3 exons. The record is from RefSeq and is a predicted model, not a curated record. The coding region runs from base 1 to 423 and encodes 140 amino acids.